Hippocampus comes (tiger tail seahorse) is the source of this 6959-nucleotide messenger RNA. RefSeq names its product integrin, beta 4 (gene itgb4). The record is from RefSeq and is a predicted model, not a curated record. The coding region runs from base 487 to 5991 and encodes 1834 amino acids. The transcript is spliced from 41 exons. Gene Ontology annotation, molecular function: integrin binding. Gene Ontology annotation, cellular component: integrin complex; membrane; focal adhesion. Lineage: Eukaryota; Metazoa; Chordata; Actinopteri; Syngnathiformes; Syngnathidae. Gene Ontology annotation, biological process: cell-cell adhesion; cell communication; cell-matrix adhesion.
GAGUUAACCCUCCAUGUGUUUGCUACUCACCUGGAUAGGGUGUGUGAGUGUGUGCGUGCGCACGCUCAACUUAAAGGAGGGAUCAAGUCACUGCAGACAAAGUCAAAUUCCGUCAGUCGCUCUGAAUCUCUCGAUCUCACACACACACACUUGCCGCUCCAUUUUAUGGGCAAUUCAGUCAAUAUUUGACCGGACCCGACUGCACAAGAGGGACGAAGUAAAGUCAGAAACAGGACUCAGUUUUUGCUUUUUGGGGUUGCAGUUUUUUUUUCUCUUUUGUGUGUGUGUGGGUGGGUGUGGGUGUACUUGGAUUUGCAGAUUUUACUUUUCACUGCAGGUGGAUACGCACUUUCCCCAAACUGUUGGAUCACACACGCCAAAGAGGAUUUAGUGGGGAUUUUUUUUUUCUUCCUCCGUUUAAUUAUUGUUGGACUUUUUUUGAACUCGGACUGGUGUGUGAUCAUCAGGAACAGGUGCAGGAAGGCGAUGGGGAGAUGGACGCGACAUCUCUCGGUGGGCCUUGGGCUUUUGCUCAUUCUCAUGAGCUGCUCUUACACUGAAGCCAACUAUUGCUUUGCCACCAGGUCCAAAACCUGCUCAGAUUGCCUGCAGGUGGGAAAAGGAUGCGCCUACUGUCCUGAUGAGACCUUUAAUGGACCACGCUGCGACCUGUAUGAAAACAUUCUGGCUCAUGGCUGCAACGCCGCGACCGUGAUCACAGCCCAAAGUAGCAUGAAGAUCGAACGGAAACAACUGAUCGACGUCCGAAUGGCGCAGUCGCAGGUGUCCCCGCAGCAGAUGACUAUGUCUUUUCUGCCGGGGGAGGAGAAGAUGGUCGACGUGGAAGUCUUUGCUCCGACCAAAGGCCCUCUUGAUCUGUACAUCCUUAUGGACUUCUCCAACUCCAUGGAAGACGAUUUGGACAACUUGAAGAGGAUGGGUCAGGAGCUGGCUUCACUUGUGAAGAAACUAUCCGAUGACUACACCAUCGGAUUUGGAAAGUUUGUGGACAAAGUCAUUGAGCCCCAAACCGACAUGAGGCCUGAUAAACUUGCCCAACCAUGGCCCAACAGUGACCCUCCGUUCUCUUUCGAAAACGUCAUCAAGCUGACCAAAGACUUGAACUUCUUUACCAGCGAGCUUCAAAAAGAAAGAAUCUCGGGCAAUCUGGACGCCCCCGAGGGAGGCUUUGAUGCCAUACUGCAGGCCGCAGUUUGCGGGGAUAAGAUCGGUUGGCGCGAACACAGCACGCAUCUGCUGGUUUUCUCCACCGAGUCCGCCUUCCACUACGAGGCCGACGGCGCCAACGUGCUCUCGGGCAUCCUGCCGCGCAACGACGAGCUCUGUCACCUGGACGGCGAAGGCAAAUACACAGAGGAUACCAAGCAGGAUUACCCCUCCAUACCCACGCUGGUCCGUCUGCUUGGCAAACACAACAUUAUUCCCGUAUUCGCCGUCACCACCCACUCCUACUCAUACUACAAGAAACUCCAAACGUAUUUCCCCAUUGCUGAGGUGGGCUUGCUGCAGGAAGACUCCUCCAACAUCCUGCAAGUCAUGGAAAUGGCUUUUAAGAGUAUCCGUUCUAAGAUGAAUAUUCGUGCGGAGGACAGACCCAAAGCCUUUGAGGCUCAGUUCCUUUCCACCAGUGGGAAGAUUGCAGAAGAAGGAGCCUUUGAUUUCAAGCCCGGUGCAAUUGGCAAAUUCAAGAUGCGACUCAAAGCCCAAAGGAUGAUCGACGACUAUCCGGUCUGUAAAAUGCCUUUGGAUGAAAAAGAGGGCAUUAUGAGAGUCAAACCGACGACCUUUAACUCUGCUGUGAACGUUAAAGCCAGAGUGCUGUGUCCAACUUGUGACUGCGAGAAGACUGCCAUCCCGAAUGCACCCAGAUGCCAUGGCAACGGAGACCUUGUGUGUGGGAAAUGCCAGUGCCACGAUGGCUGGCUGAGUACGUUCUGUAACUGUUCAGCUAGCGCUUCGGCGCUCGAUACCCGCCUGUGUAUCGGCCCGGGAUCAGCGGAACCUUGCUCAGGUCGUGGUGAUUGCUUGGAGUGUGGAACCUGUGUGUGCUACAACCCUGACCAGUUCGAAGGGCCUUACUGCCAGUACGAUAGAACCCAGUGUCCGCGAUUCGGAGGCUUCCUGUGUAACGAUCGUGGCUCCUGCAUUAUGGGCCGUUGUGUAUGUUCCGACGGCUGGGAGGGAAAUGCCUGUGAGUGUCCCAGGAGCAACCAGACCUGUCUGGACAGCAAGGGGGGUGUCUGCAAUGGACGCGGGAAAUGUGUUUGCGGUCUGUGUGAGUGUCCAACAACCGGUCUUGAAAUGACGUCAACCUGUGAGCCAAAUUUCCAGGCUCAGCUGGGUGUGUGUGAGGCCACAAGGAGUUGCGCUCAGUGUCAGGCUUGGAAGACGGGAGAGAAGAAGGACAAGAAGGAAUGUGACAAGUGUCCUUUCCGAAUCAUCAUGGUGGACGAACUCAAAGAAGCGGACAAGGUCCUUGAAAAGUGCAGUUUCCGCGACGAGGAUGACGACUGCACAUACCACUACACGGUGGAAAACCCCAAAGACCCGAGAUCGAAAGACUUGGAGGUCCAAAUGCUCAAGAAGAAAGAUUGUCCGGCUGCCAGCCUCCUAUGGCUCCUCCCUCUCCUCUUGUUCCUCUUGUUACUGCUGGCACUUUUGUUGCUCUGCUGCUGGAAAUACUGUGCCUGCUGCAAAACGUGCUGCCAGAGCUGCCUUGCCCUGCUGCCUUGCUGUCGGAAAGGUCGCAUGGUUGGAUUCAAGGAGGAUGAGUAUCUUCUCCGGCAGUCUCUGCUCACCUCAGACCACCUGGACACACCUAUGGUGAGGACAGGACCUCCCAAAGGGACCGAUGUGGUCCGCUGGAAGGUGACAGAUAAUGUGCACCGAAGUCCCAACCAUCCCCAGGUUCUAGUCAAGCCUAACCCUAAAGAAACCAUUCAGUAUCCAAUCUCCCUGCGUCUUAACCGGCGCUUUUCGGAGAACUUGUCUCGUCCCGAUUCGAGGGAUUCAGAGCAGCUUCGUAAAGAAGUCUCAGAGAAUCUUUAUGAGGUCUACAAGCAAAUUCCCGGGGCCCAGAAAAUGCAGAAGACCUCAUUUAGAACACAGAGAAAUGCAGGAAAAAGGCAAGACUACACCAUCGUGGACACCAUCCUGUCCGCCCCUCGCAGCAGCUACCCUGAAAUCGUCAAGUUGACUGAGAGAAAUGUCCAGUCCGGACACUUCAGCGACCUUAAAGUGUUGCCCGGCUACUACACCGUUGCAACAGACAGAGAGGCUGCAGGAGCGAUCGAGUUCCAAGAAGGUGUCGAAUCGAUAGAUGUUCACGUGCCACUCUUUGCCAAGGAGGAAGAUGACGACAAGAAGCAGCUACUGCUGGAGGCCAUGGAUGUGCCGCUUGGAAUUGCCAAAAUUGGAAAACGCUUGGUGAACAUCACCAUCAUCAAAGAACAUGCCUCCAGCGUGUUUUCAUUCCUCCAGCCGGCCUACACAUACAGUCGACAGGACGGCGUGGCCAAUAUUCCGAUUAGCCGAGAGAUCAUUGAGGACGGACGCUCACAAGUCUCCUACCGUACACGAGAUCUCACAGCUAAGGAUAAAAAGGACUACGUGACUGUGGAUGGAGAUCUCACUUACGGUCCUGGUGAGACCCAGAAAACGGUUCCGGUCCGUUUGCUUGAACUGGGUGAGAAAGAUGCCCUCUUGGAUGACAAACAAGUCAAACAGUUCGUCAUGGACCUCAGUAACCCGCGACAGGGCGCUAAACUCGGACGCUACCCGAGAACUACUGUCACGAUCGCCGAUCCACCAGGCCCAAGAUCUCCCGAAUUGGCCCAGACGCAGCAGAAAGGUUUUGUAUCUCCCAAAAAUACCUCGUUCGGUGGCCGCCUUCAUGCUCCUGGAAACCCGAGGGCCAAAGCGACCGGACCCCGAAGCAUCCGGCUCAACUGGGACCCACCGCCCGGUAACCCCAUGGGGUACAAGGUGAAGUAUUGGAUCUACGGCGACCCAGAGAAAGAUGCUCAGGUCUUAGAUGUCAAGACUCCUCAAGCUGAGCUGACCAAUCUGUAUCCCUACUGUGACUACGAGAUGCGAGUGUCGGCCUACAAUUCGUUCGGAGAUGGCAACGAGACAGACAUCGUUUCUUGUCAGACUCUGGAGGAUGUGCCUGGCGAACCGGGCCGGCUUGCGUUUAAUGUCAUCAGCCCAACAGUCACUCAGCUGAGUUGGGCCGAGCCCGCAGAGACGAAUGGCAACAUCACGGCUUACGAGGUCAUCUACACACCCAUCGACGACGAUCUGAAGCAAAUUGGUGCCGCUAAGAAGGUGAAAAUCGACAACCCAAAGAAGCGAAUGCUCUUGAUUGAGAAUCUUGUGAGUGCCCAGACCUAUCAGUACAAGGUGCGCGCCAAGAACGGAGUCGGUUGGGGCCCCUACAGAGACGCUACCAUAAACUUGGCGUCACAGCCUGCGAGGCCUCUGUCCAUUCCCAUCAUUCCGGAUGUUCCCAUUGUGGAUGCCGAAGCGGGAGACGAGUAUGACAGCUAUCUGAUGUACAGCAACGAGGUGCUGAAGUCUCCCUCAGGGUCCAAGACACCCAGCGUUUCUGGUGAUGAUUACAUGAUGAAUGGAAAGUGGGACCAGAACUUCCUCUUCCCGGGCGGUUCCGCCACACGCAACUUGUCGUCAUCCUCCUCCCCGAUGUCUUCUUCCAAUUCGAACUACAGGGGCGGCUCCUACACCACGGAAACAACCACCAACUACAUGUCGGGGAGCCCCCGCAGACCUGAUAUGAUGGGUGGGAUCGGCGGACUAGGAAUGCUCACACCGGACGUCAUCAUGAGGAAGCGCUCGGAGAGGGGUUACACGGAAGAAAAUAUCCGGGACUCGAUCGUCAUGGGAUACAUGUCGAGCAACUUUCCAGAGCUCGGUGUGUACGGCUUCACUGGGUCGCAGAGCGCCUCUCAGAGCCAAUUCGGCUACAGCCUGUCUCAGAGUCCGAGGGCCAGGACUCAGUCCGCCGAGGUCAACGAAGCUCUGUAUAAUUUGGACAGGGUGCUCCAGGAAGCAAGACUCACCCCGGGGGUCCCUGACACCCCGAGCCGACUGGUGUUUUCAGCGCUGGGUCCCACUGCCCUGAAAGUCAGCUGGCAGGAGCCCCAUUGCGAGAAGGACAUCUUGGGUUACUGUGUGCUCUACCAGCCGCUCAAUGGAGGUGAAGUGAAACGCAUCAAUGUGACCAACCCGGCGGACAACUCUGUGAUCAUCCAGGAUCUUCUGCCCAACCAUUCGUACCUGUUUAAGGUGAAGGCUCAGAGCCAAGAAGGCUGGGGCCAGGAAAGAGAAGGCGUCAUCACCAUCGAGUCCGCCGUCGACCCCAAGAGUCCUCUCAAUCCCAUGCCAGGCUCCCCGUUCACUCUGAGUACCCCGAGUGCGCCGGGUCCCCUCGUCUUUACGGCUCUCAGCCCUGAUUCCUUGCAGCUCAGUUGGGAGAAACCCAGGAAGCCAAACGGAGACAUUCUAGGCUAUGUGGUCACCUGCGAGCAGCUUCACGGAGGAGGUGACACACGUUCCUUCCAGGUGAGCGGGGACAUCGCAGAGACCCGGUUGACAGUCCCGAACCUGACUGAGAACAUCCCCUACAAGUUCAAAGUUCAGGCUCAGACCACACAGGGUUUCGGCCCCGAGAGGGAGGGCAUCAUCACCAUCGAGUCUCAGGAUGGAGGCGCUUUGUCUCAGUUCAAUAAUCAAUCCAUGACAAGGAGGGACAUUUUCAACAUGCCAACCGACGUGAGCGCCAUGAGCAACAUCUCACGCACCAUGAUCAACGACUUCUCAGAUGGAAUGAUGAUGACCACGCAACACACAGAAAGCAGCGGCAUGAUGACUCGCCAAAUCACCAAGGAAGUGGUCCAGAGGAGCGUCAUGGGAGGGACCACCGUCACAAAGAAAAUGUUUUACGACUCCUAAAAUAAGGUGUUUCAUUUCCUUUUUUUUUUUUCUUUCUCGUUCGUUUGUUUUUGCCUCGAUUUGCAUUCUCAUUGUCCAAACAUUUGAGAUUCUCUUUUAAAAAGAGUCACAGAGCUCAUACAGGCUUGAUGUACAGUAUGUGUUCAUAAUUAUGCAAGUGUGAGAUUGUGAUAAAAGAAAAUUCUAGCCUAUUGUAUGGUUUAAAAAAAGAAAAAAAAUGGCAAGGAUGCCAUUUCGUUGCGUCUGUUACAAAUUUUAACCACUCGUCUCUUCCGAUUCACCUUUCGCUCUGUGAUGAAUUUCGUUUCUUUCUAGUAAACAACUUCACUGCCGGUUAACUAACACACACGCAGUGUAUCUAAACCGGGCAGGUUAAUCUAACCGUGGUUAAUCCCGAACGACACGACGCCCUUGCAAACCUAGUCCGGUAAAUCUGUUUUGUCAGGAUUAACAUUACGUGACAGUGUCACAUUAACAUAUUUCGAAAACCACAAUAUAACUCAUUCAGUUCUUUGCAGAUGCUUUUAUUCCCGGAGGUUCAUUAUUUGCCUCGCGCGGUUGAAUUUUUGAGUGACAUGUUGAUUGAUGCGCAUUAAGGGAGUGCUGUGCAAAGAAUUGAAAAACACAAUGGCAUCAAAUUAUGUCCAACAGUCAUGCCACAUAUAAACCGAUUGCUGUAUUUACACUUCUCAUUUCGACAAAUGAUUUGACACAAUGUAUGUGGUUUCUCGUUUUAUAUGAUGUUUUUAUACUCAAUGUGUGAUAUAUAGUCCUUUUAACUUUAUACUAUUUUUGCCUUUUUGGUCGUUGUAACACAUUAAGAGCUGUUCAUUUGGAAAUUACGGAUAAAGACAAAGAUUGUAUUUGCUUUAGUGCACAAAUAGAGUCAAAUUGGGCUGCAUCUUCAUUCGAGAUUUUUUUGCUUUUACAAAAAUAUUUGAUAUGUUGGGCCUUAUGUGGAAAAUGGA